This is a messenger RNA of Aureobasidium uvarum, 1605 nucleotides long. NCBI's taxonomy places the organism in Eukaryota, Fungi, Ascomycota, Dothideomycetes, Dothideales, Saccotheciaceae. The record is from the annotation of a GenBank genome assembly.
GAGGCCAAUACUGCGCCUGUCGAGUCACAGGAGGCACAGAACGCUACCACAACCGAGGCCACAACUGAAGGCCCUUCAGCUACCACUGACGUCGCUGAGGCACCUGCCACUACCGAGGCCAUGGACACAUCGGACGACAACACCGAAGGCAAGGAAAACGAUGCAGCACUUGCUGGAGCACAAGCAACUACUGAGGUCAACGCACCAGACGGCGAAGGAAAGACUGAAGCAGCCAUACUCCCAUCUGAUGUCACCGAUGUCGCAACGCCCGCCGGCAACAAGAACGGAAAGAGAAAGUCCACUGGUGGUGUUCCGGAGCACAAGAGCAAGAAACUGAACAAGAAGAAGUCGGUAGCACAGCUGAACCUCGACAUCAAGGCAGGCGACUACUACUGGGCCAGACUCAAGGGAUACUCUCCAUGGCCCUCGAUCGUCUGCGACGAGGACAUGCUUCCCGAAAUCCUCCUGGGCAACAGACCCGUCAGUGCCAAGCGUGCCGAUGGAUCUUACCGCGAAGACUACGAAGACGAUGGCAAGAAUGCCAAAGACAGAACCUAUCCUCNNUCUUGGAUGGUGAACACCUCCCUCACCAAGCUUGAGCCUGGUGACUGCACUCCUGACAAGCAAACUGGAAAGAUGUCCAAGGCCCUGAAGGAGGCCUACGAUAUUGCCGAAGAACGUCACGAUCUCGACUACUUCAAGAAUAUGCUUGAGGACUUCAUGCAGCAACAGAAGCAGGCCCAGGAGGAAGAGGCCGCCAAACAAGCCGAGAAGGAGGCCAAGGCUGCUAAGAAGGCUGAGAAGGCCGCCGCAGACAAGACCAAGGAAAAGAAAGAUCGUAGAAAGAGCAAGAGCAAGGAGACUGUUUCUGACGCGGACGAUAUGGACCUUGAUGUCCCUGAGGACGCAGAGGCCAAGCCUACCAAGAAGAGAAAGAAGGAUGCUGACAGCGAAGGCGAGGGUCCUAAGCCCAAGAAGACCCCCAAGGCCACAAAGGUCGCAGCUACCAAGACUAAUGGUGAAUCGGCCAAGAAGGCAGCCAAGCCUAGAAAGGUUGUGCAAAAGCCUGCUGACGAGGAACCUGUCACCGAAGCCGAGAAGCUGGAGCGCCGCGAGAAGGCCGUCCUCUACCUACGCCACAGACUGCAGAAGGGUUUCUUGAUGCGCGAUCAGACACCCAAGGAAGACGAGAUGUCUACAAUGAACGACUUCUUCAACCAGCUUGAAGGCUACACGAACCUCGAGCCCGCCAUUAUCCGUGGCACCAAGAUCUACAAGGUGCUUCGUGGUAUCAUCAAGCUUUCAUCGAUCCCUAAGGAGGAGGAGUUCCAGUUCAAGAAGAGAUCAAACGAUCUCCUUGCCUCUUGGCACGAAGCACUCGGCUCCAAGGGAGACGAGAAGGAAGAUGACAAAGCUGAGGAUAAGGACACCAGCGAAAAGGCAGAGAAGUCCGAAGAGAUUGUCGAGAAGACAGAGUCCAUGGAGCUCACUGAGGCUCCCAGCAACACAGAAGCUGCUGAGAACAAGGAUGCUGCCAUGACCGACGUGAAGGAGGACAAGGCCGAGGCCGCACCUGCUGCAGAGAGUGAGACUGCAGCCGCCGAG